AUGUUGCAUAGCGUCGUUAGGAUCCCGUUAGCGAACUAUUUACGUUGCUACACAUCCACGAACCUUCGCAAAGUUCCUCGUACCGGCGGUGCGAACAGUUGCUUCGUAGGUGCCCAUCACCUGGCAGUUGACUGUUGCCAUUUUUCUACGACCCACUCGCUGCAACUGCAUCAAAUUCCUUCACCGACGUCGUCCCCACGGCGUCAGCAAUCGCAUCCCUUAUCGACGAGUGGCAACACGCAAGUACGUGCCUGUUCGAACCAUUCGAAGGGAACAGCGGGAGGCAGCAUGGACGCUAAAUCAAGCGGUGGCAGCGUUGCCUUGGGUGACAAAAAGGAACCGAAAUUUACGAACCGCCUGAAGCAGGAAAAAUCACCGUACCUUCUGCAGCACGCGCACAAUCCCGUCGAAUGGUACCCGUGGGGUGACGAAGCAAUCCAGCGAGCACGGGCCGAGAAUAAGCUCAUUUUCCUCUCGGUGGGCUACAGCACCUGCCACUGGUGUCACGUGAUGGAGAAGGAAUCCUUCGAGAAUGAGGAGGUGGCCAAGAUAAUGAACGAACACUUCAUCAACAUCAAGGUGGACCGGGAGGAGCGGCCGGACAUUGAUAAACUUUACAUGAUGUUCAUACUUCUAAUCAACGGUUCUGGCGGAUGGCCGAUGUCGGUGUGGCUCACGCCGGACCUGGCUCCGGUCACCGGAGGGACAUACUUUCCUCCAAUGGAUCGCUGGGGAAUGCCCGGUUUUACGACGGUGCUCACGAAGCUGGCAAACAAGUGGUCCACCGACAAGGAGAAUCUCGUUACAACGGGCCGCUCCGUGAUUGAGGCAAUCCGGCGCAACGUCGAUCAGAAGCGCAUGGACGAGGUGGAAGACGUUACGAACAUCGAAACACUGGAGGCGAAGUUCAAACAGGCGGUAAACAUCUACCAGCGGAACUACGAUCCGGUAUGGGGCGGUUCGCUUGGAGUACCGAAGUUUCCCGAGGCUUCGAAACUAAAUCUGAUGUUUCACCUGCACGUACAAGAGCCGAAACAUAAGAUACUGGGAGUGGUGCUGAAUACGCUCGAUAAGAUGGCCGCCGGUGGUAUUUACGACCACGUGUUCGGUGGAUUCGCUCGCUAUUCGGUGGACAAGAAGUGGCACGUGCCGCACUUCGAAAAAAUGCUGUACGAUCAGGGUCAACUGUUGUCCCUGUACGCGAACGGAUACCGGUUGACACGCAAGCCGAGCUAUUUAACCGUUGCGGAUGCAACUUACCGAUACCUCUGCAAGGACCUGCGACACCCUGCGGGAGGAUUCUACAGCGGUGAGGAUGCCGACUCGCUGCCAACGGCUGAAAGCGAGGAAAAAAUCGAGGGUGCCUUCUACGCAUGGACGUACGAUGAGAUAAAGGAAAUUCUGCAGCAGAAUGUGGCGAAGUUUGGUGAGCUGGGCUCGGUUGAUCCGGUGGCCGUGUUUGCCGACCACUACGACGUGCAGGAAACGGGCAAUGUGGAACCGAGCAGCGAUCCGCACGGACACUUGCUCGGCAAAAACAUCCUCAUCGUGUACGGAUCAGUGCGAGAAACGGCAGAAAAGUACGAAACGACUCCGGAGCUGGUGGAGCGAGUGCUGAAGGUCGGCAACGAACUGCUGCAUGAAGUGCGCGACAAGCGACCGCGGCCUCACCUGGACACGAAGAUCAUUUGCGCUUGGAACGGGCUCGUACUGUCCGGUUUGGCGCAGCUGGCUUGUGUGAAGGACGCGCCGGCAAGAAGCGAGUACCUUGCCACCGCCGCCGAGCUCGUGAAGUUUAUCCGCGCGCACUUGUACGAUGUCCAAGCCAGGAAGCUGUUGCGAUCGUGCUACGGUGGUGGAGAAGAUGAGUCUUUGGCUUCAGAGCGUCCUAUCUAUGGGUUUAUAGAUGAUUAUGCCUUCCUGAUCAGAGGACUGAUCGAUUACUACGUGGCCUCAUUGGAUGAGCACGCGCUGCACUGGGCGAAGGAGCUGCAAGACAUACAAGACGAGCUGUUCUGGGAUCCGAAAAAUGGUGCCUACUUCUACUCGGAAGCUAAUUCCCCGAAUGUGGCCGUUCGACUGAAAGAAGAUCACGACGGAGCGGAACCGUGCGGCAACAGUGUAGCGGCGCACAAUCUCCUGCUGCUCAGCGACUAUUUCGAAGAGGAGCGACUGAAGGAGAAAGCCCGCACACUGUUCGACUUCUUCGCACACACAACCCCGUUCGGUUACGUGCUGCCCGAGAUGAUGUCGGCCGCGUUGCUCGAAGAACAGGGCCGCAACACGCUCAUCGUGGUCGGCCCGGAAGGCCAGGAAGCCACCGCACUCGUCGAUUCCGUGCGAGAGUUCUACGUGCCGGGGAUGAUCAUCGUACCGCUGAAGAUCGACCAGCCGGCUCACAUCGAGCGGCGGCGCAAAUCGCUCGAUAACUUUAAGAUGGUGAAAAACAUGCCGACGGCGUACAUCUGCCACAACAAGGUGUGCCACCUGCCGGUAACGGAACCGGAACGCCUGACGGAGGAAUUCCAGCCGCGGUACACGUUCGACUAUCUCGAGUACGAGAACUGAUUCUUCGAGGCCUAAGGUUUUCCACGCGAACAGCAUCCCCAGGCAUCGUGCGAUCGUUCGGGAGGAUUCGCUGCCAACGAAGCUGGCGGCGUCUGACCGGAAGGUGCGCUAAACGCAUGGGGAGUGUCGAUGGAGGACUGGCGGCCGCAAAGGAUGUUGCAAUGCAGGAAACCGCGGAAUAUGACACUACGGACGAACGAAUGGGCAAGAGCAGGGGCAAGCAUUAGUAUGUAAGGCAAUUUGUGAUGAAACGCGAGUUCGAUAUCAAAUACGAAAUCACGGAAGACGGUCAGCGAACGAUGCGAAGUGAGAGCAGGUUUUCAUGUAUUCGCUGAUAUUUUCAAAUUCUCCACAACGCCGGUUAUUGUUCUUCGUUAAAGCGAUGGUUUUUUAAACUAUAAAUUUCGCACUCCGUUACUCCCGGCCCCCUGCAAGAAAAGUUUGUUGAUCGCUUGUUUCUAUUAGGUCCUCUUUUUUGUUGAAUAAUUUAUUUCUUUUUCUCGCGUACUACCUUAUCGUAGCAUCGUAUGUUUAGCAGGAGACGUGUAAACCACUUAUCGCUGUGGGGCAGUUUCGUUUUUGUAAAGGUCAGCAAAGAAAAUUACGGUCGUCGUUGACGAAUCAAAGCGGGUAGAAUGAUAUUUAACUGCACGAAAUAAACAAACACAAACGUGUGUGUGUGUAUCGAAACGAAGGAAUACAGAAACCGAACAUAAUCCUAUGGGUAGCGAAUCGGAUCGCAUCGAAUCGAAUUUCUUUUAUAGAGCCACAAAGUUGAGCUAGCAGACGCCGCACCGAACGCUACCGAUUGACGGAUAAGCGUAGAAUAUUUGACGGGUUUAAGGUAGCGCAUUGCUCGAGAAGUUAUCGUUUUAAAAAUACGCACGCCUCCCCUAAAUAUCGCACCGUUCGAAGUGCAAACUAGUGAUUUUAAUCCUUUAUGAACGCAGAAUGGAAUUUAAAUAAUCUCUUUAGAACCAAGCACAACCCAACGUGAUGAAACGCAAUGACACUUUUAACUGUUUUACGAUCUUUAAAUAGAACCUUACAUGUAUUUGAUGAGAAAAGGAAUAAUUUUAUAACAAAAUAUAGUGACAACGCAACUUGUGUGGCAAAUUUUUAAAAACCAACAUUAAAAGUUUUAGAACGUUUACUAGCGUCGCUUUGGCAAAACCCCCCAGUAGUAGAGGGACGGCUUGGUGCGGAAUCGAAAUUGUUACCAAAAGCUGCAGUAGAAGGCACAUUUAGGACGUGCAGCUCGAACAAUAUGAUAUCGUUUUAUCGGCAAAACUCCAGUCAACGCCAUCACAUUUGAUAUUCUAAACCUUUAGAUAAGCGAACACUCGCUCCAGUUUGAAGCUAGUUUUAUCAAUUCCUAUUUAUAUCGUGCAGCAGCAUGGAUACUCCUACGAUUAAAGUACCGAAUAAACGUUGUUUAACACGA
Anopheles nili is the source of this 4012-nucleotide messenger RNA. Its product is annotated as spermatogenesis-associated protein 20. The transcript has 4 exons. NCBI's taxonomy places the organism in Eukaryota, Metazoa, Arthropoda, Insecta, Diptera, Culicidae. The coding region runs from base 1 to 2568 and encodes 855 amino acids. Gene Ontology annotation, biological process: carbohydrate metabolic process. The record is from RefSeq and is a predicted model, not a curated record.